Messenger RNA from Scheffersomyces coipomensis, 804 nucleotides. RefSeq lists its product as uncharacterized. Bases 1 to 804 code for a protein of 267 amino acids. Lineage: Eukaryota; Fungi; Ascomycota; Pichiomycetes; Serinales; Debaryomycetaceae. The record is from RefSeq and is a predicted model, not a curated record. The transcript has a single exon.
AUGGAUGGAAAGUUGCAGCUGUCAAAAUCUGAUCUUAAUAAAAAGAUAAGCCGCCGAAGCACUAAAAUUGAAAGUGUUAUCAAACCUGCUUCUACCAACUAUCUUCAACCACCCAAACAAGUUAGACUCAUCAAUUCCAAAUCUGACUUUCCAACUACCAAUACACAAUUUCUUCAACAUUUGAAUGAUAACAAUUUUCAUAAUGUUACUACUAGUUCAUCUGUGGUACCUACUAAUAAUUCUAAAUUAUAUCACAAUAUAUUACUUCCUCAUUAUCUGAACCAACAUCUUCAACAUGUCUAUCCACAUGAAGAUACAAGCAUGAUUCAUUCCACCAAUGUUUCCCUUAAAAGAUCAUUCGAAGGACUUCCGUCAAAUUUCAAUCCACGAGAAGCUCUUGAUAUGUCAGUAGAUGAAAAGGUUCAUCGAUGGUUAAGAAAUAUUUCAUACGUUUAUGAUGAAUAUGAUGAUAUGUUUGUGGAAUGUUAUCCUGGAGUAGCAAGUUAUUCAAUUUCAAUUGCUACCACAGAUUCUUAUGAUUCAUUUGAUUUAGCUAGUAUAGAUGGUAUUAUUGAGUUUCAAGCAAGGAAACUUACAAGAUAUGCUACCAAGCUUUAUUUAAAUACUGAUGAAUCUGAUUAUCCUCAACGUAGUGAAGGUGGUGAUGUUUAUAGGCAUGAAUUGUGUGACUAUAAUGAUUAUAGUAUAAUGCAAUAUAAUGGUUUGGAGCAUCAGAUAUUAUUAAAUGAUAAUUCAUUAGGACGCUAUGUUGAUCAUAGAGAAGAUUUUGAAAUUCAACAAUAA